GACAAUCUCUGGAUAGCAGCGCUCAUUUUAAUCAAAGAUUACAGCAUUUUAUUGGGAUUCUCGUUUAAUAAUAAUUAUUCAUUAAUUAAUUUGAUGCAAUUUCUAAUUUAUUUCUAUUUGUAAAAAUAUAGACUUGAUCACUGCUCUAUCCUUAAUACAUUUUAAUUGGUUUGUUUCCAGAUGGCAAGCACUUCCAAUGCACGCCCUAAUCCCCCAAAGAGGAGGCGUGAGGAGGAUGGGAACGUUGCCCCUCCUAAGAGAAGGUGCAUUGCACCUCAACAGGCCCCUCU
Molecule: messenger RNA, 290 nt
Organism: Nilaparvata lugens (brown planthopper)
Lineage: Eukaryota; Metazoa; Arthropoda; Insecta; Hemiptera; Delphacidae
Source: RefSeq, a predicted model, not a curated record